Messenger RNA from Terrapene triunguis (Three-toed box turtle), 2087 nucleotides. RefSeq names its product lactosylceramide alpha-2,3-sialyltransferase. Bases 38 to 1219 code for a protein of 393 amino acids. Lineage: Eukaryota; Metazoa; Chordata; Testudines; Emydidae. Gene Ontology annotation, molecular function: lactosylceramide alpha-2,3-sialyltransferase activity. The transcript has 7 exons. The record is from RefSeq and is a predicted model, not a curated record.
GCUGCAAGCUGGCGGGCCUGGGCUUCUGGAGCAGGCAAUGCUGAAUGAUGAAGAUAAUUGUAUGAAGUUGAAAAGUGAUUACGUGCCCUCUGUGCAAUGGUAUAAGCUGGUCACAUAUGAAGAUGAAAAGACCAAGCUGUUUUUUAAAAGACGUGUUACACUGUUUGCAGUCGUGGUGUGCUUCCUUUAUAUCCUCAAGUUAAGUUUUGGCCCUGAAGAAUGUGACAUGAAGAAAAUGCACUAUGUGGAUCCUGAACGUGUAAAGAGAGCACAAAAAUAUGCCAAACUCAUACAGCAAGGAGAAUGUCGACCUUCUUUUGUGAAGAAGGAGAUGGACAGAUUAUUUGCUGAGAAGUACAGCGCGAACAUAUUUCCCUUUGUAACGGAAGAUAUAUUCAGGCAUGAAGAUGUGUUUAAAUACAAACCUCCGUUUGGAUUUCACAAGAACUCUCAUAAACUUCAGAACCUCUUAAAACUCUUACCUGAGCAUGACUUGCCAGAGAACUUGAAAUCAAAACACUGUAAGCGUUGUGUUGUUGUAGGAAGUGGUGGAAUACUUCAUGGAUUGGAGCUAGGCCAUGUGCUGAAUGAGUUUGAUAUUGUUAUAAGAUUAAAUGAUGCACCAGUUCAGGGCUACACAGAUCAUGUUGGUAACAAAACUACCAUAAGGAUGACCUAUCCAGAGGGAGCCCCACUUUCUGAAAAUGAAUAUAACCCUCAGAGCUUGUUUGUUGUUGUCUUAUUUAAAAGUGUCGAUUUCAAUUGGCUUCAAGCAAUGGUAAAAAAUGAAGCAUUGCCACUAUGGGUGCGACUAUUUUUUUGGAAGCAGGUGGCUGAGAAAAUUCCUGUAACACCAAAACAGUUUCGUAUUUUAAAUCCGAUCAUCAUUAAAGAGACUGCCUUGGAUAUACUACAGUACCCUGAGCCUCGAUCUAAAUUUUGGGGCUGGGAUAAGAAUGUUCCCACAAUUGGGGUCACUGCAGUUGUUCUGGCCACACAUUUAUGUGAUGAAGUGAGUUUAGCAGGAUUUGGAUAUGACCUCCGCCAACCGAACACACCUUUGCACUACUAUGACAAUCUCUGCAUGGCUGCAAUGGAAGGACAAACUAUGCAUAAUGUGACAACUGAAACAAAAUUCCUACAAAAACUGAUCAAAGAUGGGAUUGUGAAAGAUCUCAGUGGAGGAAUACAGUGUGAAUUCUGCAAAAAACCAAGCUAAUGACUGGAGCUGAGAGCACAGACUGGAUUAGAGGUUCCUGCAGCCUUGCUAGCAAUGGCCCUUUCAGUGCUCUCAUCCCACAAAGACUUUGAAGAAUCUCUCUUCCUUGUAUUUCUGUUGCUUUUUAAUGUCAAGUUGAAUUUGUUGUAUUUUUUUUAUUUAUUUUGAGUCCAGGUUUUUACCUUGCACACUUUUUGUGGGUAAUUAUCAAUACAGUUUUGAGUUUAGAGAGAUUCAUUUAAAAUGUCAUGUUUUAAGCUAUCUGAAGGAAAACAGAAAAUUUAAGGGUUUUAUAUGUGAAGGGCACUCACAGACCUAGGUGUGUGUUGCCUAAUCUGGGGGGAGAAGAAUUGUUCCCACUGAAGUGGUGUUGCCUUUGUGGGUCCAUUUGUCAGUACAUGAUUCCUCUGUGCAUACAAAGAAAAGCAAAGGGGUGUGUUCGUAAGAGAACUUGCUUUGUUGCUUGUAGGUUCACUAUUCUUUGGUAGAUCAUCCACUUGUAUAACCUUCCACAGAUAUUUAGGCUAUUCCCUUUCUGUGCUGAUACCUCCCUGAGGGGGCAGGGAGCAGGAAAGGGCAAAACGGAUGUGUCAGUGGAGCUGAACAGUAAGUUCAUUAAUGCCACAUCUAAUCAUGCCUGGUAUUUAAAUCAUUGACCGGUGUGAAUGCUUUAGGAUUAGAAUGCUGGCCACUUAAACACUUGACACAUUUGGGCCUGACCAUGUUAUAACCAGAUUUAGCCUACAGUAGAUAUCUAACCUGAGGCCAAACUCUUCUCUUUCCCAUUUCUGGCUCCCAAACACCUGGUCAUAAUGUGGUUGGGUCACAAAAAGGUUUAAGCAUCACUGUUGCAGGAACAGCAUCAACA